AUGGCGAGGGCGCUAUCAGGAAAACACACCAAAACUGAGAAUUCAGAUGAGACAUCAGCUCAAAUGGAGACUUCAGACUCAAAAAAAUGUGGGAAGACUGUAACAAACUAUUGAUGGAGGAAGUUGGAGCCAGAGGGCUGGCUAGAGAAAGGUACAGAUGUGAAGUUCGGCACUGAGGAUCUCACGGCACAGCUCAAGCAGAUAGCAUGCUGGGAUCGUGUUCAAGACUACCAGGCUUGGAACUCCCUUAGAGCAGUGGAGCUGGAGGGUGAAGCCCUCUUCUAUCACAGUAACUGCAAAGAGCCAGGCAUCACAGCACUUAUGAAGACUGUGAAAGAGGCUUACACAGAUCACACACAAUUUGAGAAAAACAAUCCCCACUGUGACCCAUUCAGCAAAGAGGUCAACCCCAAACAGUUCGUGAUGGAUGUACAGUUUGUUCAGAUAAUGAAGCAUUUAAUCUCCCUGGUUGAACUUAAAACCUAUCACCAAGCUCACAAAGCUACUGGUGGUCCCUUAAAACACAUGGCGCUCUUCACUCGCCAGAGAUUCUCAAUUCAGCUCCUUACCCAAGAAAUAUUUAAUUUUAUUUUAAGCCUAGAAGAAAAAGAACCAAGGCAACUGAAGCUCUACUGGUGGAAUGGACAAGACAUUACUCCAAAGAAGGCAAGCUUUCAUAAAGUAGAAGAAGUCAUGGAAAGGCUUGCUUGGUGGCUGUCCCUCUUUGUGGCCACUGUGCAUAGCAGCAGCCACUGGGGAGAAAAGGGGCCACCCCCAAGAUGUGGUGGAGACCAGCUUGGCCUCAGCUGCCCCCGCUCCCAGGCACAGGUGCUCACUGCGUGGGCAGCCCAGACAUCGGCGUAUUGCUCUGCUGAUUCCCUUGGGACUUUGCAGUUCCCUGCCCUGGCCCAGAUACUCAACCUGUGCUGA
Molecule: messenger RNA, 930 nt
Organism: Fukomys damarensis (Damara mole-rat)
Lineage: Eukaryota; Metazoa; Chordata; Mammalia; Rodentia; Bathyergidae
Product: thymocyte nuclear protein 1-like
Exons: 4
Cellular component (GO): nucleus
Source: RefSeq, a predicted model, not a curated record